AUGGCGGAUCGUGGGGUUUCAAUGUCUCACAUUCAACGCCCUCCCCUGGGAGACGCGACCGACCGCGUCAUCAACGCCUCUUCCCAGAAACCUGGGAAACGCACUCGAGCUCUAGAGCCCGAGACCAACCCGUUGCGCGCCCACCCCUCUGGCCACAGGCCCACAGACUCGAGAUCCAGCACUCGCGCCGCCACUUCAACCAACAACAAUGCCAGAGGGCCAGCGAACCCGCGCGCCUCCACAAUCUCGCAAGACGACCGCGAUGGCAGCAAGCGAGACUCCCAGAUCUCGACCUCGAGUGGUGCCUCAAGUAGCAAGCGAAAGACUCACAUUGGCCCAUGGCAACUCGGCAAGACACUGGGCAAAGGCUCGGCAGCACGAGUCCGGCUGGCCAGGCACCAGGCCACGCAGGAAUUGGUGGCCGUGAAGAUACUGGCCAAAAACAUGACCCAAUUGACCCAGGCUGGUAGUCUUGCCGAGCUGGACAAGUGGGAUCGCAAUCGGGAUGAAUACGCCUCCGAGAGACACAUGCCGCUGUCUAUCGAACGCGAAGUUGCUAUACUAAAGCUGAUCGACCACCCUCACAUUGUGAAACUGAACGAUAUCUGGGAGAACCGCUCUGAGAUCUACCUUGUCCUGGAGUACAUGGAAGGAGGCGACCUCUUUACUUACAUCAACGAAUUUGGUCCUCUCCGGGAGUUUGAGAUGAUGCACUACUUUCGGCAGAUACUGAGCGCGCUGGAAUAUGUCCAUUCGUUCAACAUCUGCCAUCGGGACCUGAAGCCGGAGAACAUCCUCAUGAAAGAAAAUGGAGAGGUGAAGAUAGCCGACUUCGGUAUGGCGGCUAUACAGCAGGGCCCGACCCAUACCCUCAAAACGUCUUGCGGAAGCCCUCACUAUGCUGCCCCAGAGUUGGUAAGCCGAAGUCGGUACCAGGGUGACAAAGUAGACAUCUGGAGUCUUGGUGUCAUCUUGUACGCUGCCUUGUGUGCCCGACUUCCGUUUGAUGAUCCGUACGGGGAUGUACCGCGGCUCCUUGCAAGAGCUGCAAGGGGCCACUACGAGGUCCCGGCUUUCAUCAGCGAUGAUGCUCGGGACUUGAUUGCCAGGAUGCUGACGGUCGAACCAAGAAAUCGCAUAUCUAUCAGGAAGAUAUGGAAACACCGACUGAUUCGGCAGUACGAUGAUGGCGACGAUCUAAACGACGGCGGGAAGUCUCUGGAAUCCCGAAAAGUCGGACAGUGCCAGCCAGUGCUACCGGAAGACCUUGACAUGCAGACUUUGCGCCAGUUGAAGUCCAUGUGGCAUACAUUCUCUGAGAAGCACCUCGCUAUGAAACUGAUGACUCCGGAGCCCAAUGACCAGAAAUUGUUCUACUGGCUUCUUCUGAACUACCGUGAGAAACGUCUGGAGAAUUACGAUGGGGAUUUGACCUACUCUGCAAGUGAUUACCAUCAUCUCCGACCCGCGAACUGGAAGAAGAAAUUCACGACGGCCGAGUUUCCCUCAAAGUACGGAAGAACUCCGUCUCGAUUCACCGUCAUCUCCAACGUGGCCACCGAGGAAGACAGUGAUGGAGUCGACAACGCCACAGAUUGUGGUAAUACGAUCCAGAGCUAUGAUCCUUACAAGUCUUCGCGUAACAUGGAGGAUGUAGAAGCUAGUCACGCGAAGAUUGUCAUCCAUCGAAACGCAAGCUCAGCCAAGGACUCCACGCAUUCUUCGAAGCUGCGACAGGUUCGAAGUGGAUCGAUCAAAAGUAGUUCGACGUACUCGAAGCGGACCAGAGGUGCCCGGCAUAUCACAGCGCCUGCGGCUUACGGGUCCACAAGGCGAUCUUUAAGCUCGGUUCGAAGUGGCGAAGGGGCUCCCUAUGUGCGACCUGCUUCUCGACACAAGCGAGGUGUCGACUUCUCGCAUGUUCGCAGACGGUCUUCCACGCAGCAGCAAGAUCAUAUGCACCGUGCGCCUGCUAGCAUAGCGGGAGACGAUACGACCUAUGAUCGCGACUACAUGUCCCCCGCGAGCUCGGUGAGAAUAGCCAAGACUUCAAGAAACCCCAGUGGAAGGUCUCGCCCUGGCACACAAUCGAUGGCGGAUAUGUCUGGAGCCAAACAGGGUGGGUUACUCGGACAUGAGGAGAUGAGCCAGUUCGGCCACAGCAUCGCAAAGGACUGUGACGAAGCGUUCAACAGUUCCUUGCUCAGUCCGCAGUCCUACUUAGACGAGGCCCCAUUCGAACCUUCCAUAUCCGAGGAUGCAAAGACGCUGUCAGUCGCAAUGGCGACUCCGACCCCUGCUGCUCCGCGCGCGAGAGGUCUCCUCCACGAACCGCGCCCGUGGGAUGUACGGCCGUUGCCGCCGGCACCACCUCCUACAGACUCGGUCCUACACGAGAUCAUGAUGGCAAAGAAGAGAGCCGAACGCCGCAAGGACGACUGGUUUGAAGAGUCUUCGAAGCCUGCUAAACAGAUGGCACCAAAUGUCGUCCUACAUGAUCGACGCGGCAAGUCGACAGAAAAGGGCGAAACGAACCGCAGGGUUGCCUCAGCCCCUAUCUAUUCGCAGUUCAGCACUCAGUGGGGUAAGGACGCAAUCCCCUUGCCACCAAUCAAUGAAGGAUUUGCUACCGACAAGAGUCGCAUUGUAUCUGCCCCUGUAACAUAUUCCAAGUCCCGUCCUGAUCCUUUGGACGAAGGUGCAGGUCUUGAGUACCUUGCUCGUCACGAACAGACGAUACGCGUCGUCAACUCCAUCUCGGACCGUCAUAACCCGGUCAGAGCGCCAGCGCCGCUGAACAUUCGUAAGCAGGCGUCUAGAGAGGUGACUGCCUCUGCACAGUCUAGGCAAGAACUCAACCUCCGCCAAAAGUACGUCAAGGAUGAGGCGGAGGCCCCAGUCUCCGAGGAGGCAUCGACCCUGUCUCUUGAUCGCUCUUCUGCUGUGGCAAAGAAGAAGGCAUCCUGGUUCAAGCGCACCUCCAAGGAUAACGUUUUUGACUCGAAUGGCGGCUCUGCCUCGAGUAACACUGAUAAGCUUACCUAUACAGAUAGCAGCUCAUCUAGGGGCCCGGCCAUCCCGCCGGCGAAGAAGAAGAGCUUUAGUCUCGCCUUCUGGAAAGGGAACACCAAGGACCAACCACAGAUGCAGAUCUCGCUUGGAGGGUCCGAUUACGAUGAUUCACCGAGCCCCGAACCUGCCCGGAUGUUCAAUCACCCCGGCCGACCGCAUCAUAAGAGGAAGAUGACGGAAGACGCGGCAACACGGCAUAUCGAGCCGCAGCAGAAUUGGCUGGCCCGGCUGUUCAAGGUCAAGCCGGCGACCAAAUAUCUCUGCUUCUCGAUAUCGCGACGUCGCGCGCGACAGGAAAUCGCCAUCUUGCUCAAGGAAUGGCGCAAGUACGGCAUACGAGAGGUGCAGGUCGACAAGGAACGGAACAUUGUCUUUGCACGCGUGGCUAAGAAGAACUACCUCAACCUGAAUGAAGUCUCAUUCGCCGCCGAGAUCAUGACGGUGAUUGAGCAUGGCAAGCGCAGUCAACUGUGCAUUGCUCGCUUCACGCAAGAACGAGGUGCAGCCAGUAGCUUCCACAAAGUUGUCGACACCAUGAACGCUGUUUUCAGCGUGCGAAACUUGCUCGUUGCUGAGAAGCGAAGAGUCAAGAUGAUGAUCAAGACACUGAACUCUUGA
Messenger RNA from Anthostomella pinea, 3690 nucleotides. The record is from the annotation of a GenBank genome assembly. Lineage: Eukaryota; Fungi; Ascomycota; Sordariomycetes; Xylariales; Xylariaceae.